This is a messenger RNA of Colletotrichum abscissum, 444 nucleotides long. RefSeq names its product pantothenate transporter liz1. NCBI's taxonomy places the organism in Eukaryota, Fungi, Ascomycota, Sordariomycetes, Glomerellales, Glomerellaceae. The record is from RefSeq and is a predicted model, not a curated record. Bases 1 to 444 code for a protein of 147 amino acids. The transcript has 4 exons.
AUGGGCAUGAUGAGGACAUCGUCGUUGACCAACUUGUGGUUAUGUUACGGCUGUUACUUGGGUAAGACAGCGUUGGGCUGCACGUGGGCGAAUGAGGUGAACGAUGGGAACGUGGAAGAGCGUGCCUUGACUAUCUCCAGCAUGAAUGGACUAUUCUACGCGACCAACUCUUUCUUGCCUAUUCUCACCUUCCCGCAGACCAUGGCACCCACCUUCGAGCGAGACUUCCCCUCUAUCCUAUCAUUCGCGCGCGCGGCCGUGAUUAUAGUCCUCAUUGCGGAUUUCUUGCACAAGCGUCAGCUGCAACAAGAAGCUCAGGCUGCUGGCGAACAGCCUGCUUCCGAAACUGUUGUGGAGGGAGAAGUAGACAAGAAGGAGAAGAAAAUGGAGGAAAGACUUUCUGGGGCUAUCGAGCCAGUUAGGAACUCUUCCAGUAUCAUUUGA